AUGCCUCUUCGGCAAAGAUUGAAAAAUGCUAGAAACACCUUCCGGAACUUAUUCUCGGAUGAAAAUGUCACAGGAACUCCUUCUGUUACUCACAGCACACACUCUGAUACGAACACUCUUUCGGCAGAGUCUGACCUAGCUCUUGUCGAUGGUAACCAACAGCCGGGCCCAUCUCAACCUAGAAACACCUCUGAUAUCCAUGGCUGGCAAAAUUCUUCCCAGGUAUUUGAUGUUGCCCAACAGCAUAAUCCAGACACAAUAGGAUCAAUUUCUGGCGCUCCUACCACAAGUUCUCAAAUGAGAACUACCGUCGAGAUAACGCCAUAUUUAGCUGCGCCCAAGGCACAAGCUAUUGAAUGUACGGAUCCGGGCACCUCACCUACCACAAUCGACGACGAUAAAUCAAUCAUUCACGUAGAAAUUCCUACGUCGGCGGCUCCUGCGACUUUCAAUACAGUGAGAACUAAGCGGAAAGGUGUGAAAGAAUUUGCAAGGCUGCUGAGACCAGCGACGGAGGUGUUUGGACCGAUCAAACAAAUAGUUGAUACGUUUGUAGAAUACGUUGACAUAUACGAGAUGGCCGAGGCGAGCCAAACAGAAUACGAUGAACUUCAGAUGCGGUUGGAGAAAUUACUCGAAGAUCUUCAAAGAUAUUUCGGCGAGGGUUCCUCGAUUAUUAUGACAUCCAGUAUGGACAACUUGUGCAAUCGAAAUUCGGGCAAGCGGUAUCUUGAGGCAAAGAAUGAGGUGGAUACGAUUUUAGCUUGCUAUCGGCGGAUGGAGAGGCACUUGCACCGGCUGACGUUAAACGCAAAUCUAUCAAUGUGGAAGAUGGCAGAAGAUCAAAUGACUGGGACUCGUUUCGAUCGAAUGUCCUCUGCCAUUGACCGGCUCUCGCCUUCGCUCUCGGCCAGGUACAAAUCAGCUGAAGGGGCAGACCUCAAACGUAGAGAAUGCACUCCUGGAACUCGGAUCAAGGUGCUUGCCGAAGUGCUCAACUGGACUCGAGGUGAUGGGAGAGGUGUGUACUGGCUGAAUGGCAUGGCUGGUACCGGCAAAACCACGAUCGCAUAUAGCCUCUGCCUCGAGCUGGACUCCUCCCAUAGACUAGCAGCAAGCUUCUUCUGCUCUCGUACACUACCCGAGUGCAGAGAUGUGAACCUCAUUGUCUCAACAAUUGCCUAUCAACUUGCUCGGUUCUCUCGCCCGUUCCACUCCGUCUUAUCGACUGCACUGAGAAAGGAUCCGGACUUGCACAGGACUCUACCACAUCUUCAGUUUGAGGAGUUGAUCAUUAAGCCUCUUAAAGAAGCUGAGAGUGCGCUACCUGAAGGGUUGGUCGUCGUGCUGGAUGCCCUGGAUGAAUGCGACAACCAACAAAGCACUGGAUGUAUGCUGGAUGUACUACUCAGCAAGGCAGCGGGCCUACCGAUCAAGUUCGUUGUACUAAGCCGGCCAGAACCGAAGAUCCGUGACCAAAUGACUCAUGAACGGAUAAAGUUACGGCUAGUACUGCAUGAAAUCAAUAAGGACGAAGUGCAGACGGAUAUAGAGACGUACCUACGGACAGAGCUAAUUCGGAUGAAGCCGUCAGAGGCUCAUAUUGCGUCGUUGGUUAAAAAGGCGGGAGCGCUAUUUAUAUACGCGGCAACGGCGGUACCGUACAUUGGAUACGACAACUUCCAGAGCGAUCCUGAUGGUCGGCUGCGCACGAUUUUGAGUGCAUCACGAUAUGAAGAUGAUGGAGAGCAUAGAGAGAUCGAUCAGCUAUACACCACCAUACUCGAAGCUGCACUCGGCGAUCAACACCUUCGUAAGAUCGAACGGGACAGUAUCCGCCAGGUUUUACACACUGUGAUAUGUGUACGCGAGCCUCUCACGGUUUCUGGUUUAUGCGAGCUCUUGCAAAUGGCUAGCGUCGAUCGGGUACGAGCAGCGCUUCGGCCGCUGUGGUCGGUGGUCCACGUGGUAGGCUCGGACGAGCUGGUGACUACGCUGCAUGUAUCGUUUCCUGACUUUAUGUUUAACCUGACGCGGUCCAAAGCAUACCACUGCGACUUUACUACACAUCAUCAAAUACUUAGCGAGAAGUGCUUGGAACUUAUCAAGAGGACACACCCGCAGUUCAACAUCUGUGGACUAGAGUCUUCAUACCUAGCAGACGAUGAUGUGCCGAACAUUGAAGAGCGGGUGGCGGCGGCAAUCCCGUUGGACCUGCUCGGAUUUUCGGCUGAUGGGACCCGAGUUCUCGCCGCAUUUUUUAUUGAGCACAGUGGUGUCGAAGUUGUGGGGUGGGGAACGGAUAGCGGAGCCAUAGUACUUGGGCCACUCUAUGUUAAAAGCGAAAUCACAUUUACCAAUCCGCUUUGGUUCUCUGUCGACCUUAUGCGAGUUAUGAUGGUAUUGAAUGAUGGACAUAUAUGGGUGUUCAAUACCGAAACUGGAGGUCUGUUGCUUCGUUUCCACCCUCAAGGCGAGCUUGGUACUCCGAAACUUUCACCGAGCGGUGGCCUACUUGCAGCUGUGGUAUCUGACUUGGUGAAGGUGUGGGACACUCAGAACGGGGAUGUGGUCCAUUGUUUGGCUCCACUGGAUACCACUAGCUCAACAGACCUGCUUUUAUUUUCCCCUGAUGAUUCUCGCGUAAUCGGUGCUAGUAGUGUUACGAAUAGUGUAUGUGCUUGGGAUACGCAAACUGGAAAUACGGUGCUCGCUACGCUCCAGGGAAAUCCCGGGGCGAUCUGGUUGAUCGAGUGCUCGCCCAAUGGAAGGCAUAUUGCCAUCGCAGACUAUGGGCAUGCAAUAUAUGUAUGGGACUCGGAAACUGGCGAGCUGGUGCGGGCCUCUCGAAGGACACACAUCCUUUGCAGGCUUAUGUGUGUAUGGGAUGUCCAAUUUCAUACUCCAAGGGCUGGUGCAUGCGACGCGCUAUCCGAGCACAUGACAUCGGUGAAACUCUCAUCCAAUGGCGCGCAAUUCGUGUCUGGCUCUGUAGACGGGACACUAUGCAUUUGGAACACCUAUACUGGAGAUAUGGAGGCGGGACCCAUCAAGGUUCAUACGGGACGAAUUUUGGCGGUUGACUUCCUGGAUAAUCGCAUUGUAUCGGGGAGCAGUGGAGGGAGAAUGUGUGUGUGGGAUAUUGUGAGAAGGGAGAUAGUGCUGGGUCCAAUCAACAUAUACUUUGACAAGCCAAUUCAAACGGUCCAGUACUCAGUUGAUGGCAAUCUCAUCCUUACCGAAGGAUUCCAAGGAGAAAUCGACACCUGGGAGGCUCACUCUGGCUCGCAUGUGCUUACUCUAGUAUCGAGUUCUAGUUUUCAUAGGCGUUCGCGAAGUCCCCGAUUCUCUCCUGAUUGUACUUGUGUAAUAAUCGACCUGGAUGGCCACUUGGAAGUAAAGGACGCGACUAAUGCCCAAACACUGCUUACAAUUGCAUCUCUCAGUCAUAACUAUCCGCCACAGUGCGCGGUUGCGUAUUCGCCUAAUGGCGCCUUCAUCGCCGCACGUGUGGGCGGAGAGGAUGACCUAAUCACUAUGAUAUUGAUCUUCGACGCACACACCGGCGCAACAGCUCAAUCGCUCUUUCUUCAUAGGCCCUGUGGUGUAAUCCGCUCCAUAAGUUUCUCUCCGGAUAGCACCCGCCUUUUAUCUAGCUCCGGUGAAGAAAUAUUGAUAUGGGAUACUCGGACAGGAGAAAUAGUGGUCGAAAUACCUCACGGUCAUAAUCAUUGGAUUGAUUCGGCCGAUUACUCGCCAGAUGGCAUUCAUGUCUUGUCACAUUCUCCCGACGAUAUGAGUAUACAUGUACAUGAUGCUCGAAGUGCGGAAGAAAGGGUGCGCCAAAGUCUAGCUGUUUGCUGA
Molecule: messenger RNA, 3864 nt
Organism: Rhizoctonia solani
Lineage: Eukaryota; Fungi; Basidiomycota; Agaricomycetes; Cantharellales; Ceratobasidiaceae
Exons: 8
Coding region: 1-3864 (1287 amino acids)
Molecular function (GO): protein binding
Source: RefSeq, a predicted model, not a curated record